UAACGUCAAUUCCCUUGACGAUAAAUCGCUUCGGAAGUUCGCGUUUCACUUUAGUAAAAGCACGCUGGACGAGCUGCUGCUGGCGUCUGCUUUCUGUUUCUCUGAGUGCGCUGUCUGUAACGGAAAGGCAACGGGUUUGGCUCCGCGAUGUCCGGGCACGGUCACGGUCACGGUGGGCACGGCUGCGGCGGGUGCGAGGGGGAGCAUGAGCCCGCGGAGAGGGGCCUGGAGUACGGACUGUACCUGCGGAUCGACCUGGAGAAGCUGCAGUGCCUGAACGAGAGCAGAGACGGAGACGGGAAGCUGGUGUUCAAACCGUGGGAUAAGCGGAACGAGCGGGACCAGUAUGUCGAGAGUGACGCAGAUGAAGAGCUGCUGUUCAACAUCCCUUUUACAGGCAGCGUAAAGCUUAAGGGCAUCAUCAUCUCUGGAGAAAAUGACGACUCUCAUCCAGCUGAGAUACGACUGUACAAAAACAUCCCUCAGAUGUCCUUCGACGACACCGGCAGAGAACCUGAACAAGCCUUCAGACUCAACAGAGACCCUGACGCUGAGCUGGAGUACCCAACCAAGAUUGCUCGUUUUUCCAAUGUUCAGCACCUCUCCAUCCACAUCUCAAAGAACUUCGGAGCAGAGAGCACCAGGGUCUACUACAUCGGUCUGAGGGGAGAAUACACGGAG
Messenger RNA from Micropterus salmoides (largemouth bass), 681 nucleotides. RefSeq names its product PITH (C-terminal proteasome-interacting domain of thioredoxin-like) domain containing 1 (gene pithd1). Gene Ontology annotation, cellular component: nucleus. Lineage: Eukaryota; Metazoa; Chordata; Actinopteri; Centrarchiformes; Centrarchidae. The record is from RefSeq and is a predicted model, not a curated record.